AUGGAGGCUUCGAAAAGUGCUGCCUGGAUGCAGACCGAUGCGGAGGAGGUGAAUAAGUACCAUGUGCCAGCCAAAUACCUGGGAAAUGGGGCGGAUAAGCGUGAUAUGACUGCCCUAGGAAGAGAGCAGGUGCUACGGAGAAACUUUGGAUUCACCUCGAUUCUGGGCUUUGGUUGCACUCUUAUUGCAACAUGGGAGGUUAUCCUUACUCUUCUCACAAUUGGUCUUACUGAUGGAGGCACUGCUGGAUUAAUUUGGGGAUUUGUCAUUGUAUGUGUCGGCUUCUUGCUUGUUUUUGCAAGUUUGGCAGAGAUGGCAUCAAUGGCUCCCACUUCAGGAGGACAAUACCACUGGGUAUCUGAAUUCGCGCCAAAAAGUUGUCAAAAGUUCCUCAGUUAUGUCACGGGAUGGCUCUGCGCAACUGGCUGGCAAUGCGCUAUUGUGUCAAUUGCAUUUCUGGCAGGCACCAUUAUCCAAGGCUUGAUCGUACUCAACGACGAAUCCUACGUAUUUCAGCGAUGGCACGGCACUCUUUUGGUCAUUGCCAUCACCGCGUUCUCCGUCUUCUUCAACACAUUCUUGGCAAAAAGACUACCAAUGGUGGAGGCCCUCAUUCUGAUUCUACAUAUCGUCGGCCUUUUUGCCAUCAUCAUUCCUCUCUGGGUCAUGGCUCCGCGUGCAUCUGCCAAGUCCGUUUUUACGCAAUUUAACAACGAUGGAGGUUGGAACAGUCUUGGUUCCUCGACCUUGGUCGGAUUUUCCGGAACAAUUACUGCCAUGAUUGGUUAUGACUGCGCUGUGCAUAUGUCCGAAGAAAUCAGGAAUGCCAGCGAAACCCUUCCCAGGGCCAUGAUGAGCGCGGUUGUCGUUAAUUCUGUCCUUGGUUUUGCAAUGCUGGUUACGAUAUGUUUCACACUGGGCGACAUUAACAGUAUCUUAGCCUCGCCUACUGGAUACCCUUUUAUCCAGGUGUUUUUCAAUAGCACAGGCAGCUACGCAGGCACAAAUGUCAUGACUGCAAUAUUGAUUGUGACGUUAACCGCUAGUACAAUCACCGAAGUAGCCACUGCAUCUCGUCAGCUAUGGUCCUUUGCUCGUGAUAAUGGUGUGCCAUUCGGCGAAUUCUUCAGCCACGUCAAUCCCGGGUGGAAUAUUCCGUUGAAUUCGGUUCUUGUCUCCCUCGCCAUCACUGCCCUGCUCUCUUUGAUCAACAUUGGCUCAACAGCUGCGUUGACUGCCAUUGUUUCGUUGACCAUUACAUCUUUGAUGUCAUCUUACAUCAUCUCUAUCAGCUGCCUUCUUCUGAAGCGCAUCCGUGGCGAAUCACUGCCUGAACAUCGUUGGUCACUAGGUAAAUGGGGUAUGGCUAUCAACAUCGCUGCUCUCGCGUACUUGUGGCCGGUGUUUGUUUUUGCAUUUUUCCCUCUCACGAGCACAGUCACGCCUUCCACCAUGAAUUGGAGUGCUGUCAUGUAUGUGGGCGUCAUCUUUUUUGCCACUGCUUACUACUGGCUAGGAGGCAGACACAAAUUUGUGGCACCGGUCGCCUUGGUGAAGAGAGAACAAUGA
This is a messenger RNA of Talaromyces amestolkiae, 1569 nucleotides long. RefSeq lists its product as uncharacterized. NCBI's taxonomy places the organism in Eukaryota, Fungi, Ascomycota, Eurotiomycetes, Eurotiales, Trichocomaceae. The coding region runs from base 1 to 1569 and encodes 522 amino acids. The transcript is spliced from 7 exons. Gene Ontology annotation, biological process: transmembrane transport. Gene Ontology annotation, molecular function: transmembrane transporter activity. Gene Ontology annotation, cellular component: membrane. The record is from RefSeq and is a predicted model, not a curated record.